CCCAUUGAUGUGGGACCCCCAUUGACCACCAAUGGAUGAGUUGCCACCAUGAGGCUCUUCCUGGUGCUGGUGGCAGCCACUGUGCUGCUGGGCUGUGGGGCGGAGCCUCCCACCACCAAGGCCACGCCCCCUCCCACCAAGACCACGCCCUCCAAGACCACGCCCCCUAUCACCAAGACCACGCCCCCUCCCACCGUGGCCACGCCCCCUCCCCCCUCCCUAUGGGGGGCCCUGGAGGGGGCAGCUCUGAACGUGACUGCGCGGGUGUGGGGCAGCCCCAUAGUGACCCGGAUGAGGCUGAUGACGUCAUCCCUGGGCGCGCACCUGUCCUCGGAGGCGCGCGAGGCCCGGGAGCGGGCGGGGCUGUACGCGCGGGAGGCGCGCGCGGCGCUCGCGCGCUCCCUGGCCGAGCUGCGCACGCGCGGGGCCCUCUGCGCGCGGCGCAUGCGCAGGAGGCUGCAGCGGGACCGGGAGGAGCUGCGCAGGCGCUGGGAGGGGUGGGGCCGGGCGGUGGCCCGGAUGUGGGCGGGGCCUGUGCUUUUGGGUGUUUUUGGCUAUUUUUGA
Melopsittacus undulatus (budgerigar) is the source of this 564-nucleotide messenger RNA. RefSeq names its product apolipoprotein E-like. The record is from RefSeq and is a predicted model, not a curated record. The coding region runs from base 49 to 564 and encodes 171 amino acids. The transcript is spliced from 5 exons. Lineage: Eukaryota; Metazoa; Chordata; Aves; Psittaciformes; Psittaculidae.